Molecule: messenger RNA, 9860 nt
Organism: Callithrix jacchus (white-tufted-ear marmoset)
Lineage: Eukaryota; Metazoa; Chordata; Mammalia; Primates; Cebidae
Source: RefSeq, a predicted model, not a curated record
GUAUUGCUGCCUCUAAGCCAGACCUGAUCACCUGUCUGGAGCAAGGACAAGAACCUUGGAAUGUGAAGAGACAUGAGUUUGAAGCCAAACUCCCAGACUGGAGUGCAGUGGCAUGGUCUUUGUACACUGCAGCCUGUACCUCCCAGGUUCAAGUGAUUCUCCUGUCUCAGCCUCCCACAUAGCUGCCAUUACAGUUGCAUCUUCUUAUUUUGCCCAAGAUUUUUGGCCAAAGCAGGACAUAAAAAACCAUUUCCAAAAAUUGAUACUGAGAAGAUAUAAAAAAUGUGAACAUGAAAAUUUUCAGUUAAGAAAAUGUCAAAGCGUAGAUGAGUUUAAGGUGCACAAAGAAUGUUACAAUGGACUUAACCAGGUUUUGACAACUACCCAGAGCAGAAUAUUUCAAUGCAACAAAUUUGUCAAAGUCUUUCAUAAAGAUUCAAAUUCAAACAGAUGUAAUAUAAGACAAAGUGGAGAGGAACCUUUGAAAUGUAAGGAAUGUACAAUGUUAUUUAACACACUUUCAGACUUAGCUGAACAUAAAAGAAUUUAUACCAGAGAACGACCCUACAAAUUUAAAGAAUGUGGCAAAUCCUAUAAUGACGCCUCAAACCUUUCUACAUAUAAAAAAAUUUGUAAUGGAGAGAAACCCGGCAUAUAUGAAGAAUGUGGACAAACCUUUAACCAGUUCUUACACGUUACUACACAUAUGAGAAUUCAUACUGGAAAGAAACCCUACAAAUGUGAGAAAUGUGGCAAAGCUUUUAACCACUCUUCAGUCCUUGCAAGACAUAAAAAAAUUCAUGCUGGAGAGAAAGACUACAAAUGUGAAGAAUGUGGCAAAUCUUUUAAGUGGUCCUCAAACCUUAUUACACAUAAGAGAAUCCAUACUGCAGACAAACCCUACAAAUGUGAGGAAUGUGGCAAAGCUUUUGUCCACUCCUCAAGCCUUACUUAUCAUAAGAGAAAUCAUACUGAAGAGAAAUGCUACAAAUGUGGGGAGUGUGGCAAAACUUUUAGCUGGCACGUGAGCCAUUCUAGACAUAAGAGAAUUUGUUCUGGAGAGAAACGCUACAAAUGUGAAGAAUGUGGUAAAUCUUUUAGGUGGCACUCUGGCUUUAAUACACAUAAGAAGGUUCAUACCGGAGAGAAAUUCUACAAAUGUGAGGAAUGUGGCAAAGCUUUUAACCAGUCCUCAAUGCUCACUAGACAUAAGAGAAUUCAUACUGGAGAGAAACCCUACCAAUGUGAGGAAUGUGGCAAAGCUUUUAACCAAUCCUCGAUGCUCACUAGACAUAAGAGAAUUCAUACUGGAGAGAAACCCUACAAAUGUGAGGAAUGUGGCAAAGCUUUUAUCCGCUCUUCAGGCCUUGAUAGACAUAAAAGAAUUCAUGCUGGAGAGAAAGACUACAAAUGUGAAGAAUGUGGCAAAUCUUUUAGGUGGCACUCCGGCUUUAAUACACACAAGAAGAUUCAUACCGGAGAGAAAUCCUACAAAUGUGAAGAAUGUGGCAAAUCUUUUAGGUGGUUCUCAAACCUUACUACACAUAAGAGAAUCCAUACUGGAGGCACACCCUACAAAUGUGAGGAAUGUGGCAAAGCUUUUAAUCGCUCUUCAGGCCUUACUAGACAUGAAGGAAUUCAUGCUGGACAGAAAGACUACAAAUGUGAAGAAUGUGGCAAAUCUUUUAGGUGGCACUCCAGCUUUAAUACACAUAAGAAGAUUCAUACUGGAGACAAACCCUACAAAUGUGAGGAAUGUGGCAAAGCUUUUGUCCACUCCUCAAGCCUUAUUUAUCAUAAGAGAAAUCAUACUGGAGAGAAACGCUACAAAUGUGAGGAGUGUAACAAAGCUUUUGUCCACUCCUCAAGCCUUACUUAUCAUAAGAGAAAUCAUACUGGAGACAAACCCUACAAAUGUGAGGAGUGUGGUAAAACUUUUAGCUGGUACUCGAGUCAUUCUAGACAUAAGAUAAUUUGUUCUGGAGAGAAAUGCUACAAAUGUGAAGAAUGUGGUAAAUCUUUUUGGUUCUCCACAGAUCUUACUAGGCAUAAGAAAAUUCAUACUGGAGAGAAACCCUACCAAUGUUAGGAAUGUGACAAAGCUUUUAACCAAUCCUCAAUGCUCACUAGACAUAAGAGAAUUCAUACUGGAAAGAAACCCUACAGAUGUGAAAAAUGUGGAUAAGCUUUUGACUAAUCUUGAAAACUUACUCCACAUAAGAGAAUUUGUACUGGGGAGAAACUCUACAGGUGUGAAGAAUAUGGCAUAGCCUUUAGCCAGUCCUGAAAUCUUACUAGACCUAAGGUAAUAAUUUAUUAUGAAGUGAAACCCUAAAAGUGUGUAGAAUGUGGUGACGCCUUUAACCAGUCCUCAAUUCUUAACAGACAUUAUAUGAUUCAUACUGGAGAGAAACUCUAGAAACCCUUUGUCUAAAGUUCUGACAAUGCUUGUGACAACAGUUCAAACAUUUCUAAACAUCAAAGAAAUUGUGCUGGUGAGAAGUCAUAGAAAUGUAAAUAAUGUGAGAAAGCCUUUAAAUGAUUAUCACGAUUGUAGGUAAGGUAAUUCAUACUGGAGAAAACUUCUGCAAGUAUAAACAAAGUCACACAACUUUUAAAUAAUGCUCACACCUUAUUGCACAGGAAAACAUUUGAGAACAAAUGUACAAAUUUAAUGAAAGUAAAGUGGUAAAUAUAUGCUCAUGAUCUUACUGUACAUGAAAGAACUUAUGCUUAAUAAAAGCAUUAAAAAUGCAAGUCUCUCAAAAGAUUCUUCAGAAAAUAUAAACCUUUAAAGUGCUGAGGAGCAUUUAUUUCAAAGGCAGACAUUACAACUAUAAAGAGAGUUGUAGUAAGUUGUAACAGAUUUUGUUGUGCUUAUUUUAUGUUAGAGGCAAACCCUGAAGCAAUUGCUCAAACUUUGUUUAGCAUCAGAGAAUUCUGCAAAUGUAAUACAUUUGGGAAAGAAAGAUAUUAAUAGCUGCAGAAACUCCAGAGUGUUCAUGCUAAAAAAUAUUUUUUGCAAACAGAGUAAAUGAAAAAAGAAUUUUUAAUGCAAAAUGAAGUCUUGAAAUAAUCACAAUUAGAAAUGUAUAAGGCACUGACACUUCAGACUUUACACUAAAGCAGUGCUCUAUGUCUACAAUAUAAUCUAAAACUAAAGUUGGUAGAAAAAUUAUUUGUAUGCAACUUUAAAACAGUAGGAAUUUUUUUUGGAGACAUAAUUACAAGCAUACUUUGGCAAGAUUACAGUUGUUUUUUAUAAGUAAAUAAUGUAACUAACACUCUACUUCAUACUAGUAAUGUUGUAAUUAACUCUCAAAUUACUUCAUGCUAAAACAAUGAUUAUUUUUUAGUUUUUUGCAACUCUGUCACCCAGGCUGUGGUGGAGUGGUGUGACCUGAGCUCACUGCAACCUCCAACUUUCGAGUUUAAGUGAUUCUACUGCCUCAGCCUCCCAUGUAGCUGGGAGUACAGGCACAUAACAUCACGCACAGCUAUGUUUUAUAUUUUUAGGGAUGGAAUGUUGACAUGUUGGCCAGGCUGUUCUCAAAUUCGUGACUUCAAGUGAAUCACCCAGCUCAGCAUUUCAAUAUGCUGGGAUUACAGGUAUUAGUCACUAUGCCAGGCUCAUCCUGUUUUUUUAUUCCAAUUUAUACAUAAAAACGUGACCAAUUGUUGUUAUAUGAAAGAUAAGAGAAAUUGUUUUUAUUAGGUGAGCAUUUAUGACGUUUUAUGAAAGUAAGGAUAUUAAAAUGUAAGAUGGGUGAUGAAAAUCUAAGUUAAAAGGUUCUUUGUGGUUAACUCACAAUAUUAAGUGAGGUAUGAGGUAAGUGUUAAGAGUAGUAUUCUUGUGCAUUGCAUAAAGAGACAAAUAUUUUUAGUUUUAGUUAAAAUUAAAUUGGCCAGGUACAGUGGCUCACAUUGGUAAUUGCAGUGCUUUGGAAGGCUGAUGUGGGGGAAUCACUAGGUCUGGAGUUUGAGAGCAGCCUGGCCAGUAUAUGGUGAAACUCCAUCUCUACUAAAAACACAAAAAGUAGCCAGGUGUGUUGGUGCAUACCUGUAGUCCCAGCUACUUGGGAGGCUGAGGAAGAAGAAUUGCUGGAACCCAGGAAGUGGAGGUUGCAGUGAGCCAAGAUUGUGCUGCUGCACUCCAGACUGGGUGACAGAGUGAGACUCCAUUUCAGAAAAAAAAUUAAAAUCAAUUGGUAGUACAUGAUUUUACUAAUUGUACUUUCAUGAAACAAAAUGUAGCAUAUUUUAAAAUUUUCAGAUUAUGUAUGAAUUUAAUGUCUUCAACAUUUCACAUGUCAAAUAUUGUGCAUUAAAUUAAGUCUUGUUAUUACACUUACUUUAACCUCGUCCCCUUUACUCAAGUGUUUUGGUAUAAGAUGGUAAGAUGAUGGACUAACAUAUCUAAUUUUUUUUUGCUAAUGGCUGAAUACUUCAAAUAUGUUAAGAAUAUUGUUUCCACAGGUAAUAAUUUUCUCUCUGUUCUUUUAUCUUUAAAUUUAUUUCUGUUAAUUUUUGUGGGUACAUAAUAUUUAUGUUAUAUAUACAUAUUCUGAUAGAGAUAUACAAUAUAUAAUAAUCACAUUUGGUUAGGUGAGAUACUCGUCACCUCUAGAACUUAUUUGCAUUACAACCAAUUUCUACAGUUUACUUCUACAGAAUCAUUUUUGUAACGGUAAAAAUUAUAUACAAUUAUAAAUAAAAUUUACACAUAUCUGAGUCCUGAAUAAAUACCUUUAAAAAUUUAUUAUACAUUUUUCUUUGAAUACAUCGCCUGUAUGCUUGCAAACACACUGACUUCUAGUUUUGAUUUGCAUAGAGUUAAACGUAUACAUCUAUUAUUCUAAAUAUAAACUGUAGGUGUGAACAAAUUAUGAAUUAAUUGUGGCUUUUGUCUCUUGAUCUUUGUUGCUUUAAAGUCUAUUUUAUCAGAGAUGAGAAUUGCAACUCUUGCUUUCUUUUGCUCUCCAUUUGCUUGGUAAAUCUUCCUCCAUCCUUUUAUUUUGAGCCUUUGUGUAUCCUUGCAUGUGAGAUGGGUUUCCUGGAUACAGCACACUGAUGGGUUUUGGAUUUUUAUCCAAUUUGCCAGUCUGUGUCUUUUGAUUGGUGCAUUUACUCCAUUUACAUUUAGGGUUAGUACUGUUAUGUGUGAAUUUGAUACUGCCAUUUUGAUGCUAGGUGGCUGUUUUGCCCAUUAGUUGUUGUAGAUUCUUUAUUAUGUUGAUGCUCUUUAGCAUUUAGUGUGAUUUUGGAAUGGCUGGUACUGGUUGUUCCUUUCUAUGUGUAGUGCCUCUUUCAGGAGCUCUUGUAAGGCAGGCCUGGUGGUGACAAAAUCUCUGAGUACUUGCUUGUUCGCAAAGGAUUUUAUUUUUCCUUCUCUUAUGAAGCUCAGUUUGGCUGGAUAUGAAAUUCUGGGUUGAAAGUUCUUUUCUUUAAGGAUGUUGAAUAUUGGCCCCCACUCUCUUCUGGCUUGUAGAGUUUCUGCCGAGAGAUCUGCUGUCAGUCUGAUGGGCUUCCCUUUGUGGGUGACUUGACCUUUCUCUCUGGCUGCCCUUAGUAUUUUCUCCUUUAUUUCAACCUUGUUGAAUCUGACGAUUAUGUGCCUCGGGGUUGCUCUUCUUGCAGAAUAUCUUUGUGGUGUUCUCUGUAUUUCCUCCAAUUGAGUGUUGGCCUGUCUUGCUAGGUGGGGGAAAUUUUCCUGGAUAAUGUCCUGAAGAGUAUUUUCCAGCUUGGAUUCAUUCUCUUCGUCACAUUCUGGUACGCCUAUCAAACGUAGGUUAGGUCUCUUCACAUAGUCCCACAUUUCUUGGAGACUUUGUUCAUUUCUUUUUGCGCUUUUUUCUCUGAUCUUGGUUUCUCGUUUUAUUUCAUUGAGUUGAUCUUUGACUUCGGAUAUUCUUUCUUCUGCUUGGUCAAUUUGGCUAUUGAAACUUGUGCAUGCUUCGCGAAGUUCUCAUAUUGUGUUUUUCAGCUCCUUUAAUUCAUUCGUAUUCCUGUCUAAGUUAUCCAUUCUUGUUAUCAUUUCCUCAAAUCAAGGCUCUUAGUUUCUUUGCAUUGAUUUAAAACAUGGUCUUUUAGCUCACAAAAGUUUCUCAUUAUCCACCUUCUGAAGUCUAAUUCUGUCAUUUCAUCACAGUCAUUCUCCAUCCAGCUUUGUUCCCUUGCUGGUGAGGAGUUUUGGUCCUUUCUAGGAGGUGAGGUGUUCUGGUUUUGGGUGUUUUUUUCUUUUUUGUGCUGGUUUCUUCCCAUCUUUGUGGAUUUAUCCACCUGUCGUCUGAGUAGUUGCUGACUUUUCGAUUGGAUCUCUGAGUGGACACCCAGAUUGUUGAUGAUGAAGUAUUUUUGUUACUUGGUUUUUCUUCUACCAGUCUAGCCCCUUUACUGUAUGACUGCUGAGGUCCACUUCAGGCCCUGCUUGUCUGGGGUGCAACUAUAGCAGCUGCGGAACAGUGAGGGAUGCUACCAGUUUCUUUUUCUGCUAUCUUUGUCCCAGGAUGAUGCCUGCCAAAUGUCAGUCUUUUGGAUAUAGAGGGGUCAGGGAGCUGCUUCAGGAGACAGUCUGUACUUUUUAGGAGCUCAAGUGCUGAGCUGUGAGCUCUGAUGUUCAUUCAGGGCUGUUAGGCUGCUAUGUUUAAUUCUGCUGCAACAUAACUCAUAAACCCUUUUUUUCUCAGAUGCUCUGUCUGGGGGGGGAGUUGGGGCUUUCCUUGUGAGUGCCCACCUCACUGUUCUGCCCAGCUAGGAGGCAGUCUAGUCACUAUUUGCCUGCCGAGGCUCCGCCCUGCUUGUGUGAGGCUCGCCCUGUUGCUGCAGGCUCUGCCCUUCUGCUGCAGUCUCUGCCCUGUUGCCACGGGCUACACCCUGCGGCGGAGUCUCUCUGUUGUACCGGGUUGCUUCGGCAAUGGCAGGCUGUGUCAGCAAUGGACGUGUACCUCAGUAGGGUCUGAUUGCCUCAGUAACGGCGGACGCCCCUUUCCCACGGAAUUGCGCUAUAAGAAAACCUUCUGACCAGGAGCGUUUGGAAUCGCCGUUUGUUUGUCGCACUGCGCUACCCCAAAUGCUGUGUUCCUGGGAUUUCCUGGGCUGGCUCACUAAGUCCCGUUCAGUCUCAAGUUCAGCCCUCUUAGGUCUCAGUUUGCCGGUUCAACAGGGCACCCGUAACAGUGCGCUUUUGUAUGGAGCACUGUGGAGUGCCUCUGCGCUCCGGUGCAGGCCGCAGCCGCACCGGCUGCCGGCUACACCAGCCAAGACCUCUGCCUGGCGUCCCGCGUCUCUUUUAUACCUGGGAAUUUCUCCGUUUUGUGGGCAACUAAGAUCCGUCUGGAAAUGCGUCCCUGACUCACCCUCUCUGGCAUCCAGCGAGAGCUUCUGUUAAAUUUAAUCUCUUAUGAUAUAGCACAACUUGCAUUUCCAGGCAGAAUCUUCUGUUUUUACAUUUGAAUGUUAAAGGUUGCAAAACAAUAAAAUGACCUCUAUGUAUUUGGAAUAAUAUUUCCUUUUUCAUAUUUUUAUUUCAAUGUUGAGGAAUUUCUCUUGUUUUACAAAUUUUAUUCUAGUGGAUGUAAGUUAGUCUAGAGUUUUAUUCUUAGACACCUAAGUGUAACCCCAAUUAUUUUCUCUGGAAAACUUUUGAAAAUCAUGGCUGCUUUUAGAUUAAAAUGUUUUUUGUUAUUGUUCAUGUAAAUUAGUUUACUGUGUUUACAGAGUGGUCAGUCAUGGGACCGUAAGUAACACUUAACUUUUUAGUGUCUUACUUUCCAUUACCAUUAGCACGAGAAACCCCAGGUGCUCCAAGCUUCAAAUAAAAGACUAAAGUACAUUGGCUCCUCCGAUGCACUGUGUUGGGUUUGAAACUUGCUGUCAAGCAUCAAAGUUCCUAUGGUUAUGACUGAUAAGUGACAGAAACAGCACAAAGAUUAUUUUUAUACUCUUCAGCCAAGUUUACGAUAAAGACAUAGACAUGAUUUCAAAUAUUGUCAUCUUUUCAUAAGGUUUUAAAAGUAUAUUAUCUAAUUUGAAAAAUGUAUUUUUUUUUGUAUAAAACAACAUUUUGAAGUGUAUACACAUGGUCAAAUGCUUAGCUCUAGGUCCAGCUAAUUGUUGUACUUUUAGUAGAGAUGGGGUUUCAUUAUGUUGGCCAGAAUGGUCUCGAUCUCUUCACCCUGUGAUCUUCCCACCUCUGCUUCCCAAUUUGCUGGGAUUACAGAUGGGAGCUACCGUGCCUGGCCUGUUUUUAAGAAUUUUUAUUAAUUAUGUCACUGAUAUUUUUAUUGAGGUUGCAUUAUAUAUGCAGAUAAUUUUGUGUAAUACAAAUACUUAAAAAUAAUGGCAGUUCAGUUAAAUGUAUUUCAAAGUAUAGUUACUACAGUUAUGGUAGAUAAAAUUGUCUUUUAAAUUUAUUUUGAGAUAGUUGUUAGUUUCUAAAAAUGCUACUUAUAGGCCAGGAGUAGUGACUCACAUCUGUAAUUCCAGCACGUUGGGAGGCCAAGAUGGGCAGAUCUUGAUGUCAGGAAUUCAAGAACAGCCUGGCCAAUAUGGUGAAACCCUGUCUCUAGUAAAAAUACAAAAAUUAGUGCAGCAUGAUGGUGCAUGCCUAUAAUCGCAGCUACUUGGGAGGCUGAGGAAAAGAGAAUUGCUUGAACCUAAAAGACAGAGGUGGCAGUGAGCCAAGAUCAUGCCACUGCACUCCAGCCUGUGUGACAGAGCUAGACUUCAUCUCAAAAAAUAAUGAUAACAAUAUUAAUAAUAAGUAGUUCUAAGAAAACUGGUUAGUCUUAUGCAGAAAAGAGUGGACUCCUUAUCUUUUCAUAUAAAAAAUAUAAGGCAAGAUAGAUUAUUGACUUAUCUGUGAGUCUUCAAGCUACAAAUUUCUAUGAGAACACUUAGAAAAUACUCUUCUAAACACUGGCCUCUGUAAUGAAUUUCUGAAUAACAUGUUAAAACUGAGUGAACAAAAUAAAAAUCAAAACUGCAUCUAAUUAAAGAGCUUCUGCACAGCCAAAGAAACUAUUUACAAAGGAAACACUUUGUAAAUUAUUUCCAAACUUCCUACAAGUGAUUAAUAUAUAGAAUCUAUGCAAAAAUUAAUUUUAAAAAUCAGAAAAAUGAUAUAGAUACUUCUCAAAAAGAGUUGUGAAUAAAUAUUGAAGAAAUGAUUAACAUCAAAUAAUUAGAGAGAUGGAAAUCAAAAUGACAAAGUAAUACCAUUUUACACCAGGUAGAAUGGCUGUUGUUAUAAGUCACAAAAUAACAUGUUGACAUUGUGGAGAAAUAGGUUUCAUUAUAAAUGUUGAUGGGAAUGCAAUAAAAUUUAGCCCCCGUGGAAAGCAGUUUGGUGAUUUCUCAAAGAACUGAAAAUAGAGUUGUCAUGUAACUCAUCAGCCUCAUCACUGCCAAAGGAGAAUAAAUUAUUUUGCCAGGAAGACAACUGCACUCAGGUGUUUAUUGUAGCAAAAUUCACAAUAGCAAAAAGCAGAAUGAAACAGGAUGCUUAGAAAUCUUAGGUUGGAUAAGGAAAGUGAGGCACUUCUACAGCAUGCAAUACUCUGCAGCCACAGAAAGAAUGAAGUCACAUCAUUUGCACAACAUGAGUGGAGCAGAAGGUCGUUGUAAGCAAAUUAACAGAUCAGUGAAACAAACAGCACAUGUAACUUAUCUGUGGUAGGUAUAAAUUGGAUACAGAUGGAAACAGAUGAAAAUAAAACUAAAUGUCUAAACAGAUGGAAGAACAAAGGGAGACAAGAAUUGAAAAACUACUUUCAAGUGUGAUAUACACUACUUUGUUACUCUUUGGUGAAAAGUGGUAGGUGAUAUCACAUUUUCUUAAGAAUAAACCAUUUUUGAAAAUA